This is a messenger RNA of Solanum pennellii, 1567 nucleotides long. RefSeq lists its product as uncharacterized. The coding region runs from base 4 to 1416 and encodes 470 amino acids. Lineage: Eukaryota; Viridiplantae; Streptophyta; Magnoliopsida; Solanales; Solanaceae. Gene Ontology annotation, molecular function: zinc ion binding. The transcript has 4 exons. The record is from RefSeq and is a predicted model, not a curated record.
UUCAUGACCAUUCUGAAAGAUGAUCUUAAUCUAGGAAAUGGUUCCCAGCUAACUAUCAUUAGUGAUAUGCAAAAGGGACUAAUAGCUGCUGUAGAUGAACUAUUUCCAGAAUGUGAGCACAGAAUGUGUGCUAGACACAUAUUAGCAAAUUGGUCACAAAACUUCAGAGGCUUAGAGAGAAGAAAGAAAUUUUGGGCUUGUGCUAGAUCAACAUUUGAGGCACAAUUUAAGUACAAUAUAAAUGCCCUGUCCAAGCUGGGAAUAGGUAUUGUUGAAUCCCUUAUCAAAUACAACAAGGAGACAUGGUGUAAAGCUUUUAUUCAAACAUUUUCAAAGUGUGAUAGCAUAGAUAACAACAUGGCAGAGAGUUUCAAUUCUUGGAUCUUGGGACCUAGGAACAAGACCAUUGUAACUAUGUUGGAAGAAAUUAGAGUUAAGGUGAUGAGUAGAGUGAGUAAGUCAAGAGCAUUUGCUGAAACAUGGACAGAUGGAAUAUCUCCAAUGGCAAUGAUGGUAUUCAAUACAAAUGUAACAAGAUCAAUGCAGUGCAACAUUGAAUGGAAUGGUGAUGUUGGAUUUGAAGUGUUAGAAGGGGUAUACAAGCAUACUGUGAACUUGGGUCAACAAAAAUGUAGUUGCAGAUCAUGGGAAUUAAAAGGUAUCCCAUGUGCACAUGGUAUAGCAGCAAUGAACCACUUGAACAUGGAUGCAUCACAAGCAAUAUCUAGUUGGUAUAGAAAAGACACAUAUAUGAAGACAUAUUCUCAUUUCAUUCAACCAGUCCCAAACAUGGAAAUGUGGCCUGAAAGUAGAAACCCAAUGGUUGAACCACCUGAGGCAAGACAAAUGCCUGGUAGGCCACCAAAGAACAGAAGAAGAGAAAUUGGUGAAGUGAGAAAAGCUGGAAAGUUGCCAAGAAUGGGGACAGUAAUGACAUGUUCACUUUGCAAAGGACCAAAUCAUAACAAGAGAAAUUGUCCAAAAAAUCCUAAAACUAAGUCUACACCAACACCCACUCAAGAGUCCACCACUGGAAAAAAGAGGGGUAGAGGUCAUUAUGAAAGAACAAGCACCAGUAAGACUGGUACAAGAAGAGGUGCAGGAAGUGGUUACAAGAAGAGGCCUAAAGUUGUUGGACAAGGUGUAUUUGUUGCUGAUACUGGAUAUACGUGUAUUAAUCAAGGAUUGUCUAGCAGAAGGAGGGUUAAUACUGGUGUGGUGAGUUCUGCACAUGUGACAGGUGAUAUUGGUUUUAAACCUACCAAGGGACUGAAGUGGAAAGGCAAACAGGCCAUGACUCAAAGAGAACUUCAAGUCGAAAGUGUUAUGCGUCGUAUUCAAACCAGAUCAAAAGCUGAUGGCAUUCAAACAAGGUCACAAGCCAAAGGAAAAUCACUCUCAAAGAAAACUUCUUAGUUGUGUGGUUGUGGUGUCCAACCAAACUUGAAAUAGUGUUUUAUGUGGUUUUAUGUGUUGAUGAAUCUAUGGUUGUUCAAACAAACUUAAAGUAGUUACUGUUUUAUGUUUUGCUAGUUAACUUAAGUUAUUGUGGUUGUUGGUUGGUGCU